AUGGGUAACUGGAAGUGGUUUUCAGAAUCUGGUUCUUCGGGGUUCAAGUCUUCGUCUACAGCCGAACAAGUCACUGAGGGGAUUGAUGCUACAGGUCUCACUGCAAUUGUCACAGGUGCAACAAGUGGGAUUGGGAAAGAAACAGCAAGGGUAUUGGCUCUAAAAGGUGUAAAUGUAAUCGUACCUUCAAGAGAUUUGGAGAAUGGUUUGAAGAUAAAAGAAAUGAUCCUCCAAGAAAACCCUAAAGCACAGAUUGAUGUCAUGGAGAUGGAUUUAGCAUCCAUCGAAUCCAUCACUUCUUUUGCUCAAUCCUUUAAUUCUUCGAAACAAUCCUUAAAUAUUCUCAUAAAUAAUGCUGGUAUAUUCGCUUGUCCAUUCCAGCUCUCCAGAGAUGGAAUAGAGCUGCAAUUUGCUACCAAUCACCUAGGGCAUUUCUUACUAACGAAAUUGUUAUUGGAGAAGCUUAAAACCACAGCCAAGAAAACCGGCAUAGAAGGAAGAAUAGUCAAUGUGUCCUCCAUUGCUCACGGAUACUCAAAGGGGGAUUCUUUGCUUGAUCUCGAGAUCAUAAACAAUCCAACAAAGUAUAAAAAAUAUGAUGCUUACUGUCGAUCCAAGCUUGCAAAUGUUCUACACGCGAAUGAGUUAGCUAGGGUUUUGCAGGCGGAAGAAGCUAACGUGACGGCAAAUUCUUUGCACCCCGGAAUUAUUGCAACUAAUAUAUUUCGGUUUAUGAACAUUCGAGGUAUUAUGUUGCACGUACUGGCAGCUUUAGGGAAGCUUUUCACGAAGAAUAUACCUCAAGGUGCAUCAACGACUUGUUAUCUUGCUCUACAUCCUGAUAUGAAAGGUGUCACCGGGAAGUUCUUUAUCGAUUGCAAAGAAACACUUCCUUCGUCACAAUCUCAAGACAAGGAUUUGGGAAAAAAACUAUGGAGCUGGAGCACAGAUUUGCUUAAUAACCUCAACAUACAAAAAUGA
Messenger RNA from Papaver somniferum (opium poppy), 981 nucleotides. RefSeq names its product short-chain dehydrogenase TIC 32, chloroplastic-like. The transcript is spliced from 8 exons. Bases 1 to 981 code for a protein of 326 amino acids. Lineage: Eukaryota; Viridiplantae; Streptophyta; Magnoliopsida; Ranunculales; Papaveraceae. The record is from RefSeq and is a predicted model, not a curated record.